Mesoplodon densirostris (Blainville's beaked whale) is the source of this 4919-nucleotide messenger RNA. It is a transcript of the gene ARHGEF7, whose product is annotated as Rho guanine nucleotide exchange factor 7. The coding region runs from base 172 to 2583 and encodes 803 amino acids. The record is from RefSeq and is a predicted model, not a curated record. Gene Ontology annotation, molecular function: guanyl-nucleotide exchange factor activity; protein binding. The transcript has 21 exons. Lineage: Eukaryota; Metazoa; Chordata; Mammalia; Artiodactyla; Ziphiidae.
AGCGCGAGCCGGCCGGACCGCGGCGCCGCCCGAGCCAAUCGCCGUCGCCGGCCUCUCCAUGGGCGAGCAGGAGGAGGGGGCGGUGGGCGCAGCCGGCCGGGCCGCGGCCGCUCCGAGGUGAACGGCGCCGAGACGGGCUCGCGGCGCGGGGAGGCCGGGCGCGCCGCCGCUAUGAAUUCCGCCGAGCAGACCGUUACGUGGCUCAUUACCUUGGGGGUGCUGGAGUCGCCCAAGAAAACCAUCUCGGACCCGGAGGGCUUCCUGCAGGCGUCUCUGAAGGAUGGGGUGGUCCUCUGCAGGCUGCUGGAGCGCCUGCUGCCCGGGACCAUCGAGAAAGUCUACCCGGAGCCCCGGAGCGAGGGCGAGUGCCUGAGCAACAUCCGCGAGUUCCUGCGAGGCUGCGGGGCGUCCCUGCGCCUGGAGACAUUUGAUGCAAACGAUUUGUAUCAGGGGCAGAAUUUCAACAAGGUCCUCAGCUCCUUAGUGACUCUAAAUAAAGUAACGGCAGACAUCGGCCUGGGAAGUGACUCCGUGUGUGCCCGGCCCUCCUCUCACCGGAUCAAGUCUUUCGACUCCCUGGGACCCCAGCCUUCGCACGGUCGGACUUCAAAACUGUUCCAGGGCCAGUAUCGGAGUUUGGACAUGACGGAUAACAGCAACAAUCAGCUGGUCGUAAGAGCCAAGUUUAACUUCCAGCAGACGAAUGAAGACGAGCUGUCCUUUGCGAAAGGCGACGUCAUCCACGUCACGCGGGUGGAGGAAGGGGGCUGGUGGGAGGGCACGCAUAGCGGCCGGACCGGCUGGUUCCCCAGCAACUACGUGCGUGAGAUCAAGCCCAGCGAAAAGCCCGUGUCACCCAAGUCUGGAGCCUUGAAGAGCCCUCCCAAAGGAUUUGAUACGACUGCCAUUAACAAAAGCUAUUAUAACGUGGUGCUACAGAAUAUUUUGGAAACAGAAAAUGAAUAUUCUAAAGAACUUCAGACUGUGCUUUCAACCUAUCUACGGCCACUGCAGACCACUGAGAAGUUAAGUUCAGCAAACACUUCAUAUUUAAUGGGAAAUCUAGAAGAAAUAUGUUCUUUCCAGCAAAUGCUUGUACAGUCUUUAGAAGAAUGUACCAAGAUGCCGGAAGCUCAGCAGAGAGUCGGAGGCUGCUUUCUAAACCUGAUGCCGCAGAUGAAGACCUUGUACCUUGCGUAUUGUGCCAACCACCCGUCUGCAGUGAGCGUCCUCACGGAGCACAGUGAAGAGCUGGGCGAGUUCAUGGAGAUGAAAGGCGCCAGCAGCCCAGGCAUCCUCGUGCUGACCACCGGCCUCAGCAAGCCGUUCAUGCGCCUGGACAAGUACCCUGCGCUGCUCAAGGAGCUGGAGAGACACAUGGAGGAUUAUCAUCCAGAUAGACAAGAUAUUCAAAAAUCCAUGACUGCCUUCAAAAACCUUUCAGCGCAGUGCCAGGAAGUACGGAAAAGGAAGGAGCUGGAGCUGCAGAUCCUGACGGAAGCCAUCCGGAGCUGGGAGGGGGACGACAUCAAGACCCUGGGCAGCGUCAUUUACAUGUCCCAGGUCCUGAUUCAGUGCGCUGGGAGCGAGGAAAAGAAUGAACGCUAUCUUCUGCUGUUCCCAAAUAUUUUGCUAAUGUUGUCCGCCAGUCCUAGGAUGAGUGGUUUUAUAUACCAGGGAAAGCUACCAACGACAGGAAUGACAAUCACAAAGCUUGAGGACAGUGAAAAUCAUAGAAAUGCAUUUGAAAUAUCAGGGAGCAUGAUUGAGCGGAUCUUAGUGUCCUGCAGCAACCAGCAGGACCUCCACGAGUGGGUGGACCAUCUGCAGAAGCAGACGAAGGUCACCUCUGCGGGAAACCCCACCAUUAAGCCUCACUCUGUGCCGUCUCACACCCUCCCCUCCCACUCGGUCACCCCGUCCAGCAAGCAUGCGGACAGCAAGCCCGUGCCGCUGACGCCCGCCUACCACACGCUGCCUCACCCCUCGCACCACGGCACUCCACACACCACCAUCAACUGGGGGCCCCUGGAGCCUCCGAAGACCCCCAAGCCCUGGAGCCUGAGCUGCCUGCGACCCGCGCCCCCUCUCCGGCCCUCAGCUGCUCUCUGCUACAAGGAGGAUCUCAGCAAGAGUCCCAAGACCAUGAAAAAGCUGCUCCCCAAGCGCAAGCCUGAGCGGAAGCCUUCGGAUGAGGAGUUUGCGCUGAGGAAAAGCACGGCUGCGCUGGAGGAGGAUGCCCAGAUUCUGAAGGUCAUCGAGGCUUACUGCACCAGCGCCAAGACGCGGCAGACGCUCAACUCAAGUUCACGCAAAGAAUCUGCGCCCCAAGUUUUGCUUCCAGAAGAAGAGAAAAUUAUAGUUGAAGAAACUAAAAGUAACGGUCAGACAGUGAUAGAAGAAAAGAGUCUCGUCGACACCGUGUAUGCACUAAAGGAUGAAGUCCAGGAGUUACGACAGGAUAACAAGAAGAUGAAGAAAUCUCUGGAGGAGGAGCAGAGAGCCCGCAAAGACCUGGAAAAGCUGGUGAGGAAGGUUCUAAAGAACAUGAACGAUCCCGCUUGGGAUGAGACCAACCUCUAAGGAACGUCCUGGGUUCUUUCUCGAAGACCGGUUACGAGACCAAGCUGGAGCCCCGUGACCCACCACCGAGUGACUCUCAGGACCGCAGAGCAGGGCUGCACGGGAGUCCUCUUGCCUUCUGUGUGUAGAAAAGCUGCAGCUGAUCACGGCCGUGGCAUUCCUGAAGAGCCAGCGUGAGGUGUAGACGCCGAGGCCGGACUGCGCUGCCUUCCUCUCAACAUCUCAGUACCUCAUUUUGCAAUAAGUGCAGUGACUGCGUCUGGCCUUUCAGGCUUUGAUUGAAUAUAUAUAAAUGUUAUAUAUACGUUGCCUGUAAAUGCUCCAUUUUGAAUGCGUAUCCGUGGUUGUUGUGUCUGGGCUGAUGCCUGUGCUGCGGUCUCCCUCCACUAACCUCUCCGGUCCCGUGCGCUGGGAUGCGUGCUCACGCCCUCGUGGGAAGCAGAGUCUGGAGAGCGCACAGGUGUUUCUGGGAGAUGCCUGCUCUGUUCUCCGCCACCGCAGUGCUCCGAAAACACCUCCCACUGCAGUCUGCCUAAACAGCUCACCUUGUUCGCACCUGCGGAGACACCUUCAUCCCGCCGGAGGGUCUCCUGGGAAAGCAGUAUCGCAGUCACUGGCGUGCGGCACUCUGGCUGAACUUGGGGGUCUGGGCCUCAGCCCCGAACCCGAGGAAUCGCAUCUGCUGCCACCGUGUCCAGCGACAGGUGUGCACGCAUCCGCUUCUUGUGAACACCUGAGCGUCGGAGGAUAUCCGGCCCGCUGAGGGCACUGACGUGUAGGCUGGUUUAAUAACUUGGCCAGGUGCACUGUUUUGUCCUCCCCCGAGAGAGCAAGCUCACUAGAACCUGUAAAUAAAGUGUGUUAUUUAUUACACGUCGCCGCAGCCCGUGAGGGUGAGCUGUCCUGCAGGUGGGAUUUCUGUGUGAGGCUGGUCUAACCCCGAGACCUGCUCUCCCGUUGGGUGCAGCAGGCAGGCCUUCCGUGCUCGCUGGAAAGGCAGUGUUUCCACUGUUUCAGCAAAAAUGAAGCAAUAUACACCUGAGAUUCUCCUAAGGAGUGGGAGCUGAAACGUGCCCCUCCCCCCGUCCCACCUCCACCCCGGUGUCCAGACAGCAGGGGGCAGAGGGGGAAGCCUGUCCUCUCCGCAGCCCUGGGCGGGAAGCCCGGCCUCGGGUCCAGCUGCUCCCUGUGCUCUGCCCGCUGCUCUUAUGAAGAGGCCGUUUUUAAAGUGAGAUAAUCUUUUACAGAGAACAAGUGUCGUGUCUUUAAAAACCAGAAUCCCAGCACCUUGCGUCAGAGACAUCUCAGAAACGCCCACGUGGCACCAGAGGUGGCUCUGCGAGCUGUGCCCUUUCACUGCAUCGGACCGUCCGAUGUCCCCGAGCUGGGCGGCUCGGUCCUCGUGGCCCCCAUGGUCCUCGGCCCACGGCCUCACUCUCAGGCUCCCCAGCUCGGCCGUUACCUGCUCAGCGGGUGUGCCUGGGGCCCGACGUUGACCUGCCCACACUCGACCUUGUUACGAGAAUUGCCAACUUGCUGUACUUAGCGUUGUGUUCACUAGUGCUAGGGCCAGAAGAGAUUGUCUCUAGGGUUUUUUGGUAAGCCCUGUUUGUACAGUAGUAUCUUUCGAUGAUGCGUAAGACGUUGCCGUGGGAAGCAGUCCAGUUCGAGUGUACUGAAGCUUGCUGUCUCGAGCAAAUUCUAACUCAGGAACCAUCCAUCACCUGAUCUCUCCAGCACUUCGUGGCGGCACUGUUGCCACCAGCAUCCUGGGACGGGGCUCUUGCAGACCUGCCUUAUCUAUUGAUUUGAGCACCCCUUCUCCUGAAGGGGUGACCGUUGACAUGCUUGUGUAAUGCAUUACCUUUUCUUCCCAUAGAUCCAAGGUUUGACUAAGCUUUUGAGGGAGCAGAGAGGAUGCGUCUGAGCAGCUCUUUCUGAAAACCUGUCCUGUCGUAAAUGGGCUGCACCCGUUUCUCCUUGUGACCUUCUGAGGGGCUGGGGGGUGGAUGGGGACAUCAGGAAGGGGCCACCUGCCUGCCGGAGUCACCUCUGCUCCCACCUUUUGUGGAUGAGGAGACAAAGCCAUUGCCUCGCCUGGGACGGGAAGCACUUGGAGGCGUGUGCGGCCCUGGGACGCGCUCUGCGGUGGGACGUUGCGGCCCGCGUGCGCCUCCGCUGUGGACUCCCGAUCCCCCCCGACCCCGCCCCGACACGCGGAGUCCCCGUUCACAACUGUGGGGACACUUCACGAAAUGCCACAGGCGGUGUCCUGGCCUUGACUACUCAUGCUACGUUGUUGUAAUUAUUAAACUAUUUUUCUUAUGUUACAGACA